This is a messenger RNA of Seriola aureovittata, 6523 nucleotides long. RefSeq names its product inositol hexakisphosphate kinase 1 (gene ip6k1). The coding region runs from base 588 to 2195 and encodes 535 amino acids. The record is from RefSeq and is a predicted model, not a curated record. Gene Ontology annotation, cellular component: cytoplasm; nucleus. Lineage: Eukaryota; Metazoa; Chordata; Actinopteri; Carangiformes; Carangidae. The transcript has 9 exons. Gene Ontology annotation, molecular function: inositol hexakisphosphate kinase activity. Gene Ontology annotation, biological process: phosphatidylinositol phosphate biosynthetic process; inositol phosphate biosynthetic process.
ACAUGGAAGCGUGAAACCCGGUUUAACAAGGUCCUCCUGCAGGUGGGGGGAGAGGUGGGUGAAGAAGGUGGACCCAGCUGUAGACGCUAGGUGGCGCUAGAGGCUCGCACUCCAGUAAAUGAAGCGUAAAAGCCAAACAGGCUGCGUGAGCUUCACUGUAAUGACGUUAGCCUCCGGGAUGUUUUUUUUCCGCCGUUAAUGAGUUUGGACACCGGGGACUGACAUCCAUGAACCUCUCCCGUCUCUGAAGCACAUCCACCGUGAACUCCGCGAAGUCAGCUCACUGUCCACCCGGUGAUCCUGAAGGAAGUGGUGACCCCGUCCAACUGUCACCCUGCUACUCCUGGCCACCGCCCCAACUCUGCCCCCACCCCACCCCCUGUCCUGACUGGCUCUCGGUGCUGCCGGCGGUGGAUUAGAGCACUCUGAUUGGAGGCUUUGCGAGGUGGUUUUUCGGUCUGGCGCCGCCUCCCCCCGGGGCCGGCGUGCGCUCCCAGCAGCCCGUGGUGCCCUGUGCCCCCCCCUCCCCGUCACUGCACACCAGAGCCCAUGCCCAGGGAGGAGGCGCAGUGCGUUCGCCAGGAGCCAUGUGCCUCCCUCACACCAACAACAUGGACAGCAAGCUACAGGGGGCGGGGCAGGGGGGAGGGGCUUCACUACGUCAACGAGGAGGAGGUGUUCCACUGGAGCCCUUCGUACACCAGGUGGGGGGUCACACCAGUAUGAUGCGUUAUGAUGACCACACAGUGUGUAAGCCUCUGAUCAGCAGAGAGCAGCGCUUCUACGAGUCUCUGCCUCCAGAGAUGAAGGAGUUCACUCCGGAGUAUAAAGGUGUGGUGCUGGUUUGUUUCGAAGGGGACUCCGACGGCUACAUCAACCUGGUGGCCUACCCCUACGUGGAGAGCCACAUGGAGGCCGGGAUCGCAGAGCACGAGGAGCGUGACCCCCCCGAGAGGGAGCAGCCGAGGAGGAAACACUCCCGCCGCAGCCUCCAUCGCUCCUCCUCCUCCUCUGACCACAAGGAGGAGCGGCCCGACAGGAGGGAGCCGCACGACACCGACACCUCUGACAAUCUCGGAGAGCUGAAGAGUCCCAGGCUGGAUCCAAAGAUCCACUCCGACGUUCCCUUCCAGAUGUUGGACUGGAACAGCGGUUUGACAUCAGAGAAGAUCAGCCACAACCCGUGGAGCCUCCGCUGUCACAAACAGCAGCUCAGCCGCAUGAGAUCUGAGUCCAAGGACCGCAAACUCUUCACAUCUUACCCAGAGUUCCUGUUGCUGGAGAACGUGGUUCACCACUUCUCGUACCCCUGCAUCCUGGACCUGAAGAUGGGGACCAGGCAGCACGGAGACGACGCCUCCGAGGAGAAGGCGGCCAGGCAGAUGAAGAAAUGUGAACAGAGCACUUCAGCGACGCUGGGAGUCAGAGUGUGUGGCAUGCAGGUGUACCAGCUGAACACCGGUCACUACCUCUGCAGGAACAAGUACUACGGCCGCGGCCUGUCGAUCGAAGGCUUCCGCCAGGCCCUCUACCAGUACAUGCACAAUGGGAAGGGCCUGAGGCAGGACCUCUUUGAGCCGAUCCUGAAUAAGCUUCGCAGCCUGAAGGCGGUGCUGGAGAGGCAGGCGUCCUACCGCUUCUACUCCUCUUCACUGCUCAUCAUCUAUGAGGGAAAGGAACCUGAGGGCCCCUCAGGCCUCAGCUCUGGGCAGCACGCGGCCUGGCACCAGAAGACCCCCGCGGCCCCUGCAGAGUCCCACUGUGGCCCCGGGCCCCACGCUCCUCCGGCCCCCGACACUCCCUCUGAAACGGACAUGAGCCAGAACCCAGACCCAGGGACACUGUCCUCUCAGGGACCUGGACUAAUGGCUCCACCCUCUCCUCAUCCCCCUCCACAGGCCCCACCCACCAAGUCAGACUGCCGCUCCUUCCUCCCCCCUCCCCCCUCGCCUCACCCCCAUCCAGACUCCUCCUCCCCCUCUUCUCCCAGUUUAAUUUCCUUCCCCCCUCCUCCAGCCCCCCCACCCAAGCAGCCCCCCCUGGUGGACGUUCGUAUGAUCGACUUUGCCCACUCCACCUUUAAGGGUUUCCGUGGCGACACAGCGGUGCACGACGGGCCGGACCGGGGCUACGUGUUCGGACUGGAGAGUCUGGUCCAGAUCCUGGAGAGCCUGCGGGACGACAACCUGCCGUAGCUCCGAACACACAAACACACAAACACAAACACACACACACACACAAACACACAUACACACAGCUUGUUGUGAGUUAGUUUAGGUCGUGUUGCCGAGACGCCUCGACUGUAAAUAUGGAACAGGGUUCUCCAGGACGUCACCAUGGAAACAUGGCCAUUCUACAGUCGAGUAGUUACUAUAGCAACAGGCAGGAGGUGGGACAGUGGAGCUGAAAUGGAAAACCUCUGCACAACACACACACUGGUUGUACGUCUAUACUUGUGAGGACCCUACCUGACAGCCUCUCCAGGAGCUGGUUGCACUACUUGGUAAUUAGUUCAAACUUAACCUCGUUCUAACUGAAGUCUUCUGUAAGGGGAGUUUUGCACAUGAAUACAUUAAAAACAGGUUGCUCAUAGUUCUCAAGAAGAGAUUGUUGGUUACUAAUUAUUUACAGUAACCGCCAGGUGUAAGGGUUGUGUAGCUGAAGGAAGCAACUGACAAAACAAACGUUACUGACGCCAAUAUCUGAUGUAUUUAUAGUGGAGAGUAGAAGAAAUAUAAUAUUGAAUACAGUCGACAUAUCUGACGUUGAAGAUUUACAUUUACAGCUUCCAUUCAUCCAUCCAUCAUCCCACCUCUCCUAGAGAAAUAACUCCAGUCUGAAUCAGGCUUUACUCACUUCCUGUUCUUCACUUGAAUGUUUCACUGUGCAGAAUGAUGUUUUCAAGAGGUUUUCACAUUCAUUUAGAGGAAAGUUUUCUCUGUGUUCAGUUUUAAUCUGAGUUUAACACGUGUGCGCAGGAACAUGAUUUUGUAACAUCACAACUAGUUUGAAAGUCAGUCAUGGUCCAAUGUGUAACUGAAACUAGUGCGAUGUGGAAACCUGAAGCCUCCAGCUCACAAACACUGAGAAUGGACUUUUCAGUGAAGUAGGAGGCAUCUUGUGUACGGCAGUUAAACUUUUGUAAUGAAAAAUAUUUGCAUAUUCACAGAUUAUUGAUUUAUUUUCAAUGAGGGAGAAAAUCAUUUAAAAAAUUUUAACUUCCAUUUUUUGUAGAAAAACCAAACCAGACACGGCGUGAGUGUUUUUAUGCGUCUUUAAACGUGUCUCUAGGGGAUCAUUACAUUUUCCUCUUCAGCAGAUGAAUGUGAAAGCAGCCGUCUAGUGUCCAACUCUUCACAUACAUCAUUCUGCACAAUGAAGGUCAAACAAAUUGGUCCUCACAAAGAUAGACAGACAACAGCACACACACACACACACACACACACACACACACACACACACACACACACACACACAUCCUGGGAACAGUUGUCUGUGGAACAAAGCGUCCUCUCUGGACGACCAAUCAGCUGAAUCCCAGGGACCGCCCACUGAAGUUGGCCCACACUCACAUUACUCACCCUCCGACUCCCCCCUUCGCCCCCGAUCCCCCACACGCCACUCCUCCUCACUCCCCUUUCUCUACAGAAACCAAACCUGGACAGGAGGACAGACUCUGUCAGCGUUACCUUGAAAACGCACUCAGAAACACAUCCAAGCAUCUGUGAAAGCAAUAGAUGGAGAUGAGAGACGGCGACUUUUUUCUUCGGCAGUGCAGAGGGCAGCGUCGCCCACAGAGAGAACAAUAAUAAAGUGCAACAGAAAUUUGCAUCAUAGACGUAGGCUUUAAGGAGAGAAUAUAGAUCAUUUUUAAAAAAAAAAAAAAAAGAAGCUAUAUUUCCGUUUUUGGGGCUUAAUUCAAAAACGUUAGUAGUUGGUGUCCUGUAAAAAUCAUCCUCUGUGUAAUAUUGGAAGUGUCAGUUUCCCAAAUCUGGUCUAGUGAUAUUCUGUAUUUUUCAUCUUGUCAACAAAUCCCAGAUAAACACCAAAAGCAACAAUGAAUCCAUCCGACCAGCGGGUUUAGUGAGUGUGUGUGAGUGUGUGUGUGUGUGUGUAUAAAAGCCUGAUACUGAUACGUCUUAUUCCUUUGUGCCAUAGAGCUCCAUCAGUGAGACACGCUGUUGCACUGGAUCACGUGUUCCUUCGUUACUAUGAACACACACACUCUAGUUAGUUUUGACUCAAUCCCACACACACUGUCCUGCUGCUGGAGAUACUCUUCAGAGCACCAAAUGUGGAUUCAUCCGCUGUGGAAAAUAGUCCCCAACAAAUGCACUAUUUCCUCAUGUUUGAGCAACGUUUGCUGAAAACGACGAUGAGCAGUUGCUUUGGGAAAUUACUGAGUAUUUUAAAAAAUAUGAAACAAUAUCUGUGAAAUUCUUUUGACAUAUACGAUUAUUUUGGGGGUAUUUUAUCCCUUUAUUUGAUAGCUGAUUGGACAUUGCGGUUCAUGGUGGACACUUUAACCCCUGAGCUCCCCUGAAAGUUCACACUUGACCUUGGAAUCGGCAGCUUGUCCACAGUCACCAAAAACGUCUCACAACGUCCAUUUAGCAGCUGUUCCUGAGCUUUCGCUCUGCCUCAGCUGCUGGAGUUGCUCAGUUGUCAUGAGAUUGUAGAUGUUCAAGUUUCCAUUUUUUUUAAACACUUUGAAGACUUUUUGACUUUUAAAGAUCCAAAGCCCCAGAUUAGCUGCUAAUAUGACUUUAUGGUAAUUUUUUUUUUCUUCAAAUUGCUGUUUCCAAUGUCAAGAAUCAAUUUUCAAUCUCAAUUUUUAAGCCAAGAUACAAGACGUUCUGAAAAGGCUCAGAAAAAUGGAAAUAAUGGAUCAUGAGAUAUAAUCAAAAUCUCCAGAAACAGCUACUUCAUAGACUUUGUGCUGUGAUUGUUUUGUCAACUGUAUAUUUGUGUAUAAUUGGUUCACACAGGGUAGAGAAGGUUUUAGAGAUGAUCUAACAUUGUUGGUUUUGGUCUUUUCAUGGGAUUUGUUGACAGUAACAAAAGUAUAGAGUAGUACCAGCCUUAUUCUUUACAUUGGGGCUGGGUGAUAUGGUUGGAUAACAGAAAUUUGACAAAUAAUAAUUAAGUAUCGCCCAGCCCUGCCUCAAAUGUGUCAAAACAAGAUAUAUAUAUAUAUAUAAUAUAUAUAUAUAUAUAUAUAAUACAAAUCAUUAUCCUGUAAGUGUCAGCAGAAUCGGCCGUGGUGUCUCUACUGAGGAUGUCACCGUUUUAUCUCAUCUGGUCGGACCGAUUAGACGGUGUCAGCCAAUCACAGUUCAAGGAGCUCUGGAGGCCGGCCGUGACGCUGCACCGCCCCCUGCUGGACAACAACAGGAACUCUACCCCAGGAAUAAGAGAGAGCAAAUAUGAAUAUUUUAUUUUUUGGUUUAUCGAGGUGAUAAUUUAUUUUUUUAUUGUACCUUUACCCACAUGUGCGGGUAAAUGUUUUGUCUUUUACAUGUCUCUUCCCCCUAAAUGUAUAAAAUGUAAAGAAAUUAAGUGCAUCAGAGACACAGUGUGUGAAAUGUCAGGAUUAUAAGCAGUAUUAUUUGAGCUAACUCAAGUCUGUUUUAUUUGCUGCUGACUCGGCUCCAGUCUGAUCCUGACCGGGUAUCGACAGCAGUGAAUCCAGACUUGAGUCAGAUCACUGAGCCCAACACCUCUGCCUGCUGUGGAGAUGUCGCUCUGGUGGGAAGCUCUUCUGAACGUGUGUGUGUGUGUGUUAGAGCAGAUGUAGACGCCAUCUUUAGUCUUUGGUUUGUUUCACUUCCACAUUUAAGGAGUUGGUAAAGAACUGCAUGCACGUUCACGUCCUCCUGUUUGAGUCAGUUUGCAGCACAGCGUCAAACAGUCUUGUUACAGUCCUCACAGAGUCUAAAGCAGCGACGGUCCACGUGUCCUCUCAGAUCGUGAUAUUUAUUCAUGGAUAUUAGCCUCAAUGAUUGAUCAGAGUUAUUUAGCAGCAUUUUCUGCAUCUGACAUCAUCCUGACUGUUUGUUAGAACAGUGAAAGUAAGUGAGAUUAAAUCUUUCCAGAAGCUUUUGGGCUCGUGUUGUAAUUCCUGACCAGCAGGUGAAGACCCCCGACAUCAAAGUCCCUGAAAUCAUCAUAUAAACAGAACUUGAGCAUUAACGGCUGCGGAGAUCUUCUCACAUCAUUCAGUACCAACAGUGAUCAGGGUGAUCCGUGAGGAGCUGCAGCAACUGAACCACGACCUUAAAGUCACAGCCCUCUUUGUAUUUUCAUCACGUCCAAAGAACCUUGAGAAAAAUGAGACUGAUAAUGAAUUAUACACAUUUCCUUUCAGGUUUGUUUGUUACACUGCAAAAAAAAACAAAAAAUAACUGUGCUACAUUUUUACACUCCGAUCCACACCGGCUCACCUGAAGUCGGUUUCAUAAAUGUCUUUGAAUGUCACUAACAAUAAAGGAAAUUCCCAUCCCAAGUCGGGCUGCAACAAUUA